AUGCAGAAACGGCAUGAAUCCUUCAGAAGAGAUCGCAUGGUGAAAUGGUAUAACGGUGGGGAAAAAAAACAUGUUUGGGGGUUGGUUCUAGACAGUGAGAGGCAACAUUUUGCCGGAGACACCCUCCUGGCCAUCCGGGCCCCAUCAGGCACCAGCCUGGAGGUGCCCAUCCCAGAGGGCCUCGAUGGUCAGAAGAAGUACCAGAUUCACCUGAAGAGUGUGAGUGGCCCCAUCGAGGUACUGCUGGUGAACAAGGAGGCAUGGAGCUCACCACCUGUAGCAGUGCCAGUGCCGCCACCUGAGGAUCUGCUCCAGAGCCCCUCUGCUGUCUCUACCGCUCCACCUCUGCCCAAGCCUGCCCUGGCCCAGCCCCAGGGUGCCUCUCGCCCCAGCAGUCCACAGGUGACCACCCCUGCUCCUGUCUCCAGCAGUACUGAAGCCCAGGUGGUGACAGCUCCAGCAGCUGAGGUCACAGUGCUGGACACACGGCCACUGCUGACCUCUGCCCUGCUGGACAGCAGCCGUUCAUCUGGGCCCAACAAUCCUUCUACCUCCUUUGAGCCCAUCAAGGAGGCCCCCACAGGUGUUUUGGAACUCCCCAAAGAGCUGUCAGAAAUUUUUGAUCCCACACGAGGGUGCAUGAGUUCGGAGCUGCUGGAAGAGCUGAUGUCCUCAGAAGUGUUUGCCCCCCUUCUCCGCCUUCCUCUGCCCCCUGGAGACCAUGAUUACAUCUACAACCUGGACGAGAGUGAAGGUGUCUGUGACCUCUUUGAUGUGCCCGUUCUCAACCUCUGACUGACAGGAACAUGCCCUGUGUAGCUGGGACACAGACUGUCUGACCUGGGGGCUGCCUGGGGACCUCACCCCACCCCUACACAGCUUGAGAGUCACAGAUCCCUGGCUUCCCCAGCUUCCCUCACCGCACAGUUCUAGCCACACCUCCCACUCCUGCACUGGCACCUGUGCCGUGCUAGCAGAGCAAGGGACGGGAUCAGCCUCCUACACUGUGGAGCCAGUGUUUGCCUAUCCUUUUCUGGGGCCUUCUCUCACCUCAUGCCCUCCCAGAGCCCAGGCUCAGCUGCCACCCAGGGGCACAGAACUGAGGACCUGCCAUAACCCCAAUAGGGCAGCUUGUCCAGCCCCACUGCCCUGUUCCUGCUUGCACUCCCACCCCACCCCAGAGGGAAGCCUGGGGUACAGCAGGACACUUGCCGCAUCCCCCCCUCAGCCUCC
This is a messenger RNA of Manis javanica (Malayan pangolin), 1233 nucleotides long. NCBI's taxonomy places the organism in Eukaryota, Metazoa, Chordata, Mammalia, Pholidota, Manidae. The record is from RefSeq and is a predicted model, not a curated record.